Messenger RNA from Micromonas commoda, 2664 nucleotides. RefSeq lists its product with no specific name. The coding region runs from base 1 to 2664 and encodes 887 amino acids. The record is from RefSeq and is a predicted model, not a curated record. Lineage: Eukaryota; Viridiplantae; Chlorophyta; Mamiellophyceae; Mamiellales; Mamiellaceae. The transcript is spliced from 2 exons.
AUGGACCUGGUGGACCUCGCGCGUCGUCCCUUCGCCGACGUCGCGCCCGCGAUCAGCGGCUCUGUGGUGUACAUGGACGAGGGCGCGGGCGAGUGCGCGCAUCACUGCGCGGGCGCGGGUUUCAUCCUGAGUCUGGGCGCGGUGAACGUGCUCAGCUUGGAACGCGUCGCCGGCACCGUCGCGGAGGCCACGCCCCCGGUGGACGUCGCGGGGUUACCCGUCGAUCCGCGAACGCCGGUCGUGAUCUUCACGACGCGACUGCUGCAGAGGUCCAAGGGCGACCUGCUUCGAUGCGUCGGCUCGCACCCCGGCGCCGCGAGCGUCACGGUGUUCUGCGCGGUAUCGGAGGAGGCGCAUGUCGCGGCGGCGCACGCGGUGGCCACGGCGAGCGGCGACCCGCACGCCGCGCAGGCGUCGGGGCAAUCCUACGAGAGACUCGUUCGAGAUCUCAAACUCGCAGCCUCCGCCAUCAUGUCCGCUGAGCACGCCGGAUCGGCGCCGGCGACGAAGUCCCCGAAGAGAACGGGGCGAACGCCGAGGAAACCCACGCGGCGUGCCGACGACGACGACGACGACGACGGCUGGGGCGACGACGCCGGCGGGGACGGAUGGGGCGACGACUGGGGCGAGACCGAAUCCGAAAAGUCGGAGGAGGAUUUCCACGAAAACUCCGAGUCGGAUCGAACGCUCGACGGUAUGCCGUCCUUGCACGUGCGAUACUUCCCUAUGCCCCUCACCCCGCUGUCGCGAGGCGCGUUCGUCAUGCCCGCCGCGGGAGCCGCCGCGUCCGCCGCCGUCGCGCCCCCCGCCGCCUACCGGGGCGCCGGGUCGCACCCUCGAUCGCUGUCUUCGACGGCGCCGCCCCCCGACGACGGCGGCGACGAGGACGGAGCGCACGCGCCGGUCCCUCCCGGCGUCGCCGUCCUCGCCAACCAGCUGUGCGCGAUGGGGGCGCACAUGGGCGUGAGACUCGAGUGCUUCGCGCUGGGACGGACGUCGAGGGCGGUGGCGCGGGCGACGGCGGCGGCGGCGGCUCCCGAGGCUGGCUCGCAUCAUCCGCCUUCCGGAACGGCGGCGCUCGUGCUGGUGGACAGGACGGCGGACAUGCUCACGCCGGCGGUACACGACGGGGGAUUCCUGCACCGCGCGGUGAUGAUGGCGAGGGAGGGGGAGGAUUUGGGGGGAAGGACGAUAGGGAAGAUGUGGGACGAAACGCGAAAAUGUGGGAACGGGGAAGCCGACGCGGAUGGAACGGGCGGCGGUACGGGACUCGAUCCCGCGCUGCCGACGGCGGCGGCGAGGACGCCCAAAGAGUGUCUGUCCGCCGGCGAUUUCACGUCCCCCGGCUCCGUCGACGGCGUCCUCGCGCACCCUCGCGACGUCGAGGCGUGCGCGCGACUGGCCACCGUGCACGCGAGGUCCGUGGAGGACGCGGCGGCGGCGACGAGGCGGUGGCUGCGCGAGGCGACGGAUUCGGAAGGCGUCCGGCCCGACGGGAGCCCCGGGUUUACGUCCGCGUCCGGCGGCGUCACGUCCGCGGAGCUCGCCGCGUUCGCCGCGCCGCUGGCGAAAGAUCCGAAGCGCAACGCGAGGCACCGCGCGUUACUCGAGCUCGCGGCGGCGGUGGCGUCCGCGCUGCCCGGGAGGUGCCGAAACGUCGACGGACUUUGUGAGCGGCGCGACGCGUGCCUUCGGGUGAUUUUAUCCGAGACGCAUUCGGCGGCGAUGAAGCGGCGCGGCGACGGAUCGGGCCCUAACGCCGCGUCCAAGGCGCUCGUCGCCUGCCUCAGGGACGCGUACGGACCCGGGCGUCCCGGCGCGGGCCGAGGCGCGGAGGCUGCGGCGCUGUGCGUCGCGGGAGUCGUCGCCGCGGCUGAAGCCGGAUACGCGGAGGGAAGCGUCUCGACUCGACUCGGGCUCGCAGACGACGACGACGAGGAAGAUGACCCGCGGCGACGCCGAUCCGCGGCGCGGCGCACGCCGCUCGGGGUCGACGAUGAGGUCGCGGUUCGCGAUGCGCUCGUGGACGCGGUAUUGGCGCCGCCCGCGUCGGGGGGGAAGGGCGAACGGGAACAGUACGAGUGGCUCGGGGAGUUGGGCGAUAGGGUGGCGGAGUACUGGAACGCGAGGGGCCCGCCGCCGCCGCGGAAACUCGAGCCCACCACCCCCGCCCCGCCGGUGAAGCCGGUGAAGCCCGCCGGGGGCGACGACGACGGGUGGGGCGACGACGACGACGAUUGGGGCGACGACGACGGAUGGGGCGCCGCCGCCGCGAAGGAUCCCCCCGACCAAACCCGACGCGUCCCAACCGAUCCGCCUCGAGACGGAAACCGUCCUCCUAUCGAUCCCGAGGACUUCGAGCUCGCCGCGCUGCGCCUCGAGGCGAACGACCGCGUGGCGAGCUUCCUGCGCCGCGUCGGGGAGCUGGCGCACGGGCGGGGCGAGGCGGCCAAGAGGUCCGCGGGCGCGCUGCUGGGCGACGGAGACGGCGCGCACGAGCCCCUCGUUCGAGAGCUCGUCGCGAGAAUCGGAGCCGGCGCGGACGACGAGGGCGUCGGCGCGGACCUUCACCACGCGCCGUCGUCGCUGGGGGGGCUCUUACGCGGGGGGGUCGGGGCGGCGAUGGGGCGGCUCGGGUGGUCGUCUUCGUGGUGGGGGGCGUGA